CCUGCACAUGGAUCGCAUCUGUCAGCAUGACAUUCGUCAUACCAAAACAUACUUCUUUUUUGUAAACAUUGCCGGUUUUUGUGGCGCACAUGUUGGUGUUUUGCGUUUUUUCUUAAACAAAAAUUCCAAAAUGUCCUUCGAAACGCUCUAUACAUCGACGGCAUGUAAUCGCACUCCAGACUCGUUGGAUUGGGGUCAGGAUGGACUGAUCUAUUUCGCCGCUAACAACGCUGUGGCCGUGUUCGACCCUAAGUAUCACGGUUCGGUUAAAAUUGUGCGAACACUAGUUGGACACACUGCAAGGGUAAACACGGUACGUGUGAUUCGCAAUGGAAGCGAAUGCCACGGUGGAAUACAUCUUGUUUCUGGCUCAGAUGAUGGAACGUGCAUACUGUGGAACACCAAGGAGCAUGGUGCCAAAUCUAAUCCGGCACGAUUCGUUCUAAAAGGACAUUCGAAGGGUGUUACGGUGGUAGAUGCAUUCGUUGAUGCGAUGAACCAUUUAAUCGUUGCAACUGGAUCAAUUGAUAGUUCUAUCAAGCUGUGGCAUUUUGCGGAUGAAACCUCUUUCGAGUGUUUUCAAACGAUCGACUUAAGAUCGGGGCUUACGUUCGGAAUGAAACUAUUUAGUUUGGCGCGUUCGAACUCCAUCAUGCUUGCGUAUACAACCGACACGGAUGUGGUAAACUUAUGUGUGUGCCAGGCAGAAAGCGACAGCCAAUCGAGGUUUGUGCAGGUAGAACAGUUGAAAGGACACUUUGAUUGGGUGCGUGGGUUAGAUUGCGUACGGUUGGCAGAUAGUGAGGAUUGCCUGUUGGCCACUUCAUCCCAGGAUACUUUCAUUCGAUUGUGGCGUAUUUCACCUAGAGGAUCACUGCAGAAGCAGAAGGAUUUUGAAGAAGUUCGCUUCGAUGAGGACAUAACGAUUGAGGAACGAACGUUUACCGUUCGUGCAGUGGAUGGUGGUGAAUAUCAUUACGCGCUUUCGUUGGAAUCGGUACUUCAGGGUCAUGAAGGAUGGGUUUAUGGAGUGCAUUUUACUACCCGUGACGGAAAGCUACACCUGCUAUCAAGCUCUAUUGACAAAAGUUUGACCGUUUGGACACCGUCAGAGAGUGGUGUUUGGGUGGAAAGUGUUCGGGUGGGUGAGGUUGGCGGUUCAUCGUUAGGAUUUUAUGGAGGAAAAUUUUCGCCCAACGGGAAGUCCAUCAUUGGACAUGGCUUUCAGGGUAGCUUUCAUCUGUGGCAUGAAGAUGACGAGCAAGCGGGACUGUGGAAACCGGGAACCAUUUUGGGAGGUCACUUUGCCGGAGUGAGAGAUCUUGCGUGGGAUCCAGUCGGAGGAAUGUACGUGGUGACACUUUCCGCCGAUCAAACUACGCGCAUUCAUGCACCGUGGAGCAGAGAGGGCACAACAACGUGGCACGAGAUAGGACGACCGCAGGUGCACGGUUACGACAUGCAAUGUUUAACGUUACUUUCACGCUAUCGCUUGGCCAGUGCAGCAGAGGAGAAGAUCAUAAGAAUUUUCCAGGCACCGUCUAAUUUCGUGCAAAACUUCAGAGCACUGUGUGGCAUUUCGAAUGAUCCGGAAGGUGAUGCAGUGCUUGAAAGUAACCCGAUGGGAGCUUCAGUACCUUCAUUAGGACUCUCCAACAAGGCAGUGUUCGAAGUAGAGCAACCGGAAGCGGACAGCCGACAUAUCAAGGACAUGUAUCCGGAACAUUACUUCAGCCCUAUUGCUUUGGAAACCCCGCCCGCGGAAGAAACGUUGAUGCAAAACACACUUUGGCCCGAAAUUCAGAAACUCUAUGGUCAUGGUAACGAAAUAUACGCGAUCGCAUCUUCUCCGGACGGUAAUCUCAUUGCGUCCGGUUGUCGCGCGACGUCAGUAGAACAGGCACAAAUUUUACUCUGGGACACCUCAUCUUGGCGAGUGGUUCAACAUCUUACCGCUCAUCAACUUACGGUGACACAGUUGGCUUUCUCGCCGAAUGGUCAAUUCUUGCUAGCAGUGUCCCGUGAUCGAACAUUUUCCGUGUUUCACCGCGAGACGAGCGGUUUCGAAUUGCUUAUGCGUUCCGAUAAAAGUAAAGGUGUACAUACGCGAAUUAUCUGGUGCUGUGACUGGUCACAUGAUUCGAACAUUUUCGCAACUGGUUCCCGAGACGGAAAGGUCGUUGCAUGGAAAGCUGGUAAAGAUCAACAGGAGACGACUGGUUCAUCGGUGCCGUUUGUACAGCAAGCAGUUUUGGAGCUUAAAAAUGAAUCAAUAACUGCGAUCGCGUUUGCCCGAAGGAAACUCUCCGACGAUCGAUACUUGGUGGCUGUCGGUUUUGAGAGUGGCGUGAUUAAAUUGUACGGUUUGGGCCACUGGGAUCUGCUGUUUAGCAUAGCUGAAGCGGACGCACAUCAUAUGACGGUUAAGCGUCUAUCAUUCCGGCCACACGAAGAGAACCACCAGCUGGCAAGUUGUGGAGAGGAUGGUUUUGUUCGGGUGUAUGCUAUAAACGUGUAGAAUGAACAUACAUAUUGCAAAUAAAAUACAAUUAAUGUUGAAAAUAUGAAAAAGGGCGGCUCGGUGUUGUACGCGAUAAAGGGCACUGAUUUCGAUACUCGACACUUCUGGGCUCCUCUGCCGAAGCUUCCGUGAAAUGCUUGGAUUGACAAAAAAGUUCUAAUUUUAUACAUUUGUGAAGACGAGGCUACCUGCGUCUAUUUAGUGCGCUUAAUGUUAAAACCGUCCCUGUAUUAUCCAUGUAAUCAGGUCUGGAGCUAUGAAAAAUAUAAUUAUUUUUUUUUCCUUUUUUC
Messenger RNA from Anopheles funestus (African malaria mosquito), 2811 nucleotides. It is a transcript of the gene Elp2, whose product is annotated as elongator complex protein 2. The transcript is spliced from 4 exons. The record is from RefSeq and is a predicted model, not a curated record. Gene Ontology annotation, cellular component: elongator holoenzyme complex. The coding region runs from base 8 to 2518 and encodes 836 amino acids. Gene Ontology annotation, biological process: tRNA wobble uridine modification. Gene Ontology annotation, molecular function: protein binding. NCBI's taxonomy places the organism in Eukaryota, Metazoa, Arthropoda, Insecta, Diptera, Culicidae.